Durusdinium trenchii is the source of this 3729-nucleotide messenger RNA. NCBI's taxonomy places the organism in Eukaryota, Dinophyceae, Suessiales, Symbiodiniaceae. The record is from the annotation of a GenBank genome assembly.
AUGUGGAGCAGCAUUGGCGGGGCAAAGAAUGCAUCCGGCCUGGCGCUGCGCGAGGCGCUCGCCAACAAGCCCUUCAGCCCUGAGAUGUGGAAAACCAAGCACCUGGCUCUUGUGGACCUGCAGAAACAGAUUGGGUGGCCCUCCGUUUUCAUCACGAUCAGCCCCUAUGAGUGGUCCAUGCCAUAUCACUCGUCGGUGGAAGACGAGCUGCAGAAGACAUUGGCCGCGAGGUUGCAAGCACCGGCCACGGAGACGCUACACAUCACGCACAUUUUGACGCAGGCCGUGAAGGGGCUCCUCCUGGGCGCCAACGAUGGGAUGAAGCCGCAGAGAGAGCACGUCUUCGCGGGGCACCAUGGGGUCGCAGAUGGCGCGGGCGUCCGGCAUUGGGUCGCCCGCCUCGAGUUCCAGGACGGCAAGCGCAAACGAGGCAGCGCUCGCCCGGCUCAGUUCUACCACGGCUCCGGCCGGGUCCACGUGCACUUGCUGGUGUGGCUUCGCGACUUGCCCGCCUUGGACUUACCUGCCCAGAUUGCUGCCGAGCUGCCCGGCGCCGACGCGCCGGAGAUGUCCGAUUUGGUCCGUGGGUCGCAGUUGGAUUGGGAGAGCAGCGGGUGGCCUCGCCGGGAGGAGCCGUCCGACGUGAAGGGCAACCUCUUGCGCCUGCGGCACCCCCAGGACGCCCAUGCCGCGCACUGCCGCGCUUACGUGGUCGACGUCCUGCAGAGCCUGCGCUGCCACGUCGACGUGUUGGCUUCGGAUGGGCGCGCCUUGCUGCUCAAAUAUUGCGCCAGUUACUUGCCGAAGUUCAGCGAUUCCUUCGCCCAGGAGCUGCUCAAUGACCAGGCCACCGAUUUUGUGGUCACUCGACGCGUCCUCUCCGACUACCACCCGCAUCAACCAGAGAUGGUUCUACAGUUGGCCGCUCAGCAGCAUCCGCAAUUUCUCUCUCAUGGCUUCGUAAAGAAAUUCAUCGUUCCUCUGCCGUGGGAGAAGGAGAUGCCGCAGGUCGUGCAAGACUACAUGUCCUCGCCUUGGCGCUCUUCUUCGAUGUCCUUGCUGGAGUACUUGCGCCGGGUCGGCGCGGGCGGCCAAAUCCAACAGCGCUAUCGGCGCCUGCACAAGCUUCGCAAGAUUGACGCUCCCUUGGAAGAAUGGAUCAACAGCCUGCCGGCAGAGGGGGAGAUCUUGGUGGCGGCCAUCGCCGCGUCGCGCACGACCGACCGCUACUGCGGCCAGUGGCUUCUGCUCAACGUUCCCUUUCGGGCGCUGGAUGACUUGUGGGACGAGCGCGCUGCGCGGGUCCCGGCGGCCUUGAAAUUCUUGACGCUCUGCUUGCUGAAGCGUCCUGGCUUCUGGAAGGCGCCCCAGGCGCUGCGAGCGGAGCUGGAGCUUGAGGCAUCGACAGAGCUUUACAUCGAGAAUUUCCAGGCUCUUCUGGCCUCACGCAUUGAGUUGGCUGAGGCCUUUCUGAGUGGAGAGCUGAACGUGGACGAGAGCGGCCCUUCUUUGCUCUCACGCCCGGCGCUCUCUGGUAUGCAGGCAUCUGCUCCGCAGCUAGCGCUGGCAUCGGAUCAAGAUUUCGUUGUGGUGGCUGCGCGCCGCGCGGUCGACAAGGCGCUACAGGCCCGUUGGCCGGAGGAGGAAGACAUGGACGCGCCGGCCUGGCUUUCCUGGGUCGCCCGUGCGCCGGCGACGGCGACGCCCGUGCUCGCCGUCCUCGGCCCUGCCGGGAGCGGGAAGAGCGCCGCAGUGGAGGUCGCCGUUCAGGCGGCCGUCGGCCGGGGCGCGCACGUGGGCAUUGCGUGCCCGACGGGCAUGCUGGCAAGCAGUUAUCGUGCCUUUAAAAUCGAGACUCUGGACAUGAUGGAGCCCUACGAUAUGGUGGUGGUGGACGAAGUUGGGCAGCUCUCCAAGGACACCUUCGACCGCUUGCUUGCACUCAGGGACGCCGCUGGCCGGCGAACGGCCUUGAUCUUCGUGGGAGACUUUGCGCAGCUGCGCGGCAUGGAUCCAUCGACUGCGCUGGACAGCGACCGCUGGGUGGAAGUGACCAAAUUGCAUCUGCAUACCAUGCGCCGCUGCAAGUGCGCCGAGCUGCGCUGGAAGUUGGAGCUGCUGCGGAGCGCGAGCCCCACGUCCAAGCAGUUGAGGCGCUUGUUGCGGACGCAUCGGGCCCCGCAGGGCGUUCCGCCCGCCGACCCAGCCGGGCAGCCGACCUUGGAAGACAUCCAGCAGAUUCUGCAGGAAACGCCUCACACACUCUUCGUCACAUACACCCGGGCAGCCGCGCAAUUGCUGAACGACCUUGCCGCGCAGGCCCACUUCGAGGGAAAGCCGGCCUUGGGCACGGUGCCGGGCGACCCUGAAGCCAAUGCCAGCAACUACCGGGCCGGAGCCAUGGUCCAUGCAGACCCCUACCCGUUGCAGCUCUUCGUCCACAUGCGAGUGACCAUCACAAAGAACGAGGAUAAGGAACACUCCUUCGUCAACGGCAUGGGCGCCUGGGUUCGUCGCCUGCGACGCAGCGGAGUGGAGGUCGUGACCGACACAGGCGAGGUGAUCCUCAUCCACCCAGUGACGAGGGACUAUCUUUUGGAGGACGGCGAGGGAACCAGGGAACGCCGCACGGCAUACCCGCUGCGCCCCGGGUAUUGCACGAAUCUACACAAAGUGCAAGGGGCCACACUGCAGCAUAUGACCCUGUGGCUGAACACGCCCUUCGUCCCAGGCGCUGGCUACGUGGCGUUGUCCCGCGCGCAGCACGAUCGUGACUGGCGCUACAUCGGCAACCUGCAGCGCCGGCAUUUUGCAGCCUGCCAUGCCGCGGCGGCGAUCGCCGCGACCUCGGACUCUGCAGAAAAAAAGCGCGCGGAUACGCCCCACUCGAUCCGCGACAAGAGAGCCGUUCCUUCGGGCAUGGUGCGCACUUGCGAGGGCUUCAUCGAGGGCGGCGCUUCGCGGCCGUGCGUCUUCAAUUCUACUCGGGUGGGGCGGGCGGCGCAAACGUCGAAGGCCUUCUCUCGCUGCGUCUUCUGCGACUUGGGGCGGUUGGAGGACAUCUUGGAGAAGCCGGGCAUGCGCAGCAACAUCGCCGCCCGUUUGCGCGCCUUCAAGGUGCAGGACCUGGAGGUCUUCCACGUCGCGCUGGCACGCCUGGGCGAAGUCACGGCCGACGCCGCCGAGCUGGAGGCCCUGGCGGACGCGAUGCCCGACUGUGCGCUGGGGCGCCCCCCACGCAAGCGUCCGGCGGCGAGCGCGGGAGCCGAGCUCGUGAGCCGUGCCGGCUACCGCGGUCGGGCCGGUGUGUUUUGUCGCGUCGAUCGUGGCUGUUCUUCUGCAGCUUUUCAACUUGAGACGUAUCGAUUCCCCCGCACCGACCCCAUCGCAAAAGACAUGGAUGCCGCAGCGGCCGCGCAAUCUUUUCGCACCUUGUGGGCAGCCUUCUGUUUGCACUCCCAAGUGGCGGCCGUCUUGGAUCGCAUCGUGGCGUCGCUCGAAGCCCUGGAGGCGGUGCUGGCGGUCGAGAUGAGCCCUCUCUGGGCGCCUUUACGUCCUGCGCUUCGGGCGACCCUUGGCCGCGUUCGCACCAUGCAGCGCUACUUGGACCUUCUCCGUCGUCGCCUUGAUCUAGGGGUGGAGCGCUGGCUGCGGCUAAUGUUGGAUCGAGGCUAUCCUUUGCCCGCUUUGGCUGCGGACCCGCCGGACCCUGCGGCCGAGGAAGAUUGA